Molecule: messenger RNA, 1166 nt
Organism: Benincasa hispida (wax gourd)
Lineage: Eukaryota; Viridiplantae; Streptophyta; Magnoliopsida; Cucurbitales; Cucurbitaceae
Product: BAG family molecular chaperone regulator 4-like
Biological process (GO): protein stabilization
Cellular component (GO): cytoplasm
Molecular function (GO): adenyl-nucleotide exchange factor activity; protein-folding chaperone binding
Source: RefSeq, a predicted model, not a curated record
UUUCCUUCGUUGCCCCUCUUCUUUUGUUAUAAUUUCGCUUUCAUUUCACUCACGCUCUCACAUCUUCCAACCAAUUUGUGAAAGAAAAAAAGAAAAAGAAAAACUUGGUUUGGUGAGAAAGAGAUGAAAAAAUGGAGUUCAAAAGGAAGCCAAAUUAGCAGCGAAGAGUAUGGAAGAGGAGACGUAGAUUGGGAGCUCCGACCAGGUGGAAUGAUUGUUCAGAAACGACAUGUUGGUUCGGGUUCCGAUUCGAAUUCGGAGCGUUUCAUUACAAUCAAAGUCUCUCAUGGCUCUUACCGUCAUCAAAUCACCGUCGAUUCUCAUUCAACAUUUGGGGAUUUGAAGACGGUUUUACGACGACAGACAGGGUUGGAGACGAGGGAACAGAGAUUGUUGUUUAAAGGGAAGGAGAAGGAGAACGACGAGUGGUUGCAUAUGGCAGGUGUGAACGACAUGUCGAAACUUAUACUCAUGGAAGAUCCUGCUACUAAAGAGAGGAAGCUUGAAGAGAUGAAGAAGAAGAAUACCCUUGCCGCCGGUGAAGCACUGGCGGAGAUCAGAGCAGAGGUCGACAAACUCUCCGAAAAGGUUGCGGCGGUGGAAGGUGGGGUUAGUGGCGGAAAGAGGGUGGAGGAGAAGGAAGUAAAUUUAUUGACAGAGUUGUUGAUGAUGCAAUUGUUGAAAUUGGAUGCAAUCGAGACUGAUAUUGAUUCCAAACUUCAGAGAAGAACUCAGGUUGUUAGGGUACAGAAAUUAGUGGACACACUUGACAACUUGAAGGCUAGAAUCUCAAAUCCUUUGAACCAAACAACAAAGAAAAUAGUUUCAAGUGCAACAGCUAAAUGGGAGGCAUUUGAUUCUGGAUUUGGUAGCCUUAUUCCUCCAACUUCAAAACUCACCAUCAGCUCUACAAAAAUAACUCAUGAUUGGGAGCUCUUUGAUUAAUUGCUUCUCUUUCUCCCAUUUUUGUCUAAAUCUUAAUGAAACUAAACCGAAUCGAAUCGAAACAUUUGUGUACAUAUGGCUUCAUUUGGGCUGAAUAAUGGGCUGCAAUGUGAUAUUGGGCCCAAAUGGACUCUGUGUAAGCCCAAUACGAACGUGUAGUGUGAUGUUUGGUUUAGUGGAAUAUUAUUAUUCUUAUUAUUUUGACAAAAUUCCUUCACUUA